Messenger RNA from Anopheles nili, 1243 nucleotides. RefSeq names its product ketimine reductase mu-crystallin. Gene Ontology annotation, cellular component: cytoplasm. The transcript has 3 exons. Lineage: Eukaryota; Metazoa; Arthropoda; Insecta; Diptera; Culicidae. The coding region runs from base 34 to 1170 and encodes 378 amino acids. Gene Ontology annotation, molecular function: hormone binding. The record is from RefSeq and is a predicted model, not a curated record.
AAACAAAACUCGCACAAAGUCGAAGUGGUAACGAUGAGUAAGAAUACGGGAACAAACACGCGAUCGCGGCCAGCUUUUAUCGAUGAGGAUCAAGUAAAGCAGCUACUCCGUUGGAAUGAGGCUCGCUACGCCAUCGAACAGGCGUUCAUGUCCGUUUCGAACCAAGCCCGUGUUCCGUCGGGACGGUCCAGCGAGCAACCGAUCAGCUCCCAGCCGGCUCGCACCUUCGUCCAGGCCGAAGGAGGAGUUCUUCUCUGCAUGCCCGGAUUUGUUGGCCAGCAUCGUCUUACGGCUGAUACUGGUGAUCGUACCUCGACGCUGGCAUGCAAAUUGAUCACUAGCUUCCGUCGGAAUGCUUCGAUCGGAUUACCCUCGAUCAAUGGGGAGGUGUUCGUGUUUAACAGCACCACCGGCAAGCUGGAAGCGAUCGUUGAGGCGAAUUAUCUGACCGGAGUACGAACGGCCACGGCAUCACUGGUGGCGACUGAUCACCUCUUCUUGCGUCCUAAUCGCGAUCGCGCAUCCAACAUCCAUCUUGGUAUCGUAGGGUGCGGCUUUCAGGGCACGAUGCACGCUCUCGGAUUCGUCCACACGCAACCGAUGGUCGUAAUCCGUUCGAUUCGAUUGUGGAAUCGGACACCGGCCAAGGCUAACCAGCUGCAGACGAUCCUGGUUGAGGAAGCAAAGAAGACGGGCAGUACGUACUCGGUGUUCGUUUGCGACACCGUCGAGGAUUGCUGUCGGGAUUGCGAUGUGAUCGUGACGGCGACCGGUUCCAGCGAACCGCUUGUUUAUCGUAGCUUCCUGAAACAAAACGUGCACAUAAAUGCCGUUGGAGCCGGAGAGUACCACCAUUCGGAGCUUGCGCAGGACAUCUACGACGAUUGUCAGGUUUACAUCGAUCACUGGGAGGGUGCACGGAAGGAACUGGCCACGCUUCGGUCGAAUAUCGUCGGGGAGGUAGGAGAGGUCAUUUUACGCGAGAACCCUACGGAAAAAGCUGCUCUGCUACCGAAGCCGAACGGUAUCAGCGUGUUCCAGUCCCUCGGUAUGGCCACAGAGGACGUUACCACCGGCAGGCUGGUUUACGAGAAGUAUCUUCAAGGGAUGAAGGCAUCAGAAACAACGAUGGAGGAGCAUGUUACAUUCGUUCCGGUUUCUACUGGUUGAUUUUUGGCACGAUUAAGUUUAUGAAUGGGUCUUUUUGUGGAAUUAUCCUGAAUUAUGGAAGCGUGAAUAAAAU